AUGGAAGGUGCCAAGCCCUGCAGCACCCCUCUCAGUACCACCAAGCUGGAUCACUCGUAUCCCCUGCUUGAAAAUGCUUCUGAAUAUCGAUCUCUAGUUGGAGCUCUUCAGUACUUAACCGGGACUAGACCUGAUCUUAGUUUUGCUGUUAAUUUGGUAUGUCAGUUUAUGCAUAGUCCAAGACUUUCAUAUCUACAAGCAGUAAAACGUAUUCUCAGAUAUCUUAAGGGUUCUCUUGACCUUGGAUUAUGGUUCUCCAAGUCAUCUCAGGCUCCAUCUCUUCAAGCUUUUUCAGAUGCCGAUUGGGCAGGGUGUUCUUUGGACAGAAGAUCCACAGGUGGAUAUUGUGUAUAUUUUGGCAACUCUCUCAUUAGUUGGAGUGCCAAGAAGCAACCUACUGUUGCUCGUUCCUCAACUGAAGCUGAAUAUCGAUCUCUUGCCAAUACAGUUGCAGAAAUCACAUGGAUAUGUAAAUUGCUGGCUGACAUUUCUUAUUCUCUACCUCAUUUUCUCAAGAUCUGGUGUGACAAUCUCUCUGCCAUUUCCUUAGCAAAAUCCCAUUUUUCAUGCUAG
Molecule: messenger RNA, 573 nt
Organism: Malus domestica (apple)
Lineage: Eukaryota; Viridiplantae; Streptophyta; Magnoliopsida; Rosales; Rosaceae
Source: RefSeq, a predicted model, not a curated record